GUUAUUCUGCUAAAAGAAUGCGUAAAUCGAGCAAAUAAUCGCUGCCUUUUACCGAAAUUCUUGCUAAUUUUCAAUGUGCUAAGCACUUUUGAUAGUGAAGAUUAUUAAUUUAAGCUACGGUCUAUCUGAUAUAGGACAAAGAUGGCGGAGAAACUAACUGAGAUUGAAUUGGCAGGUAUCCAGUUGGAGGAAUCGAAGCCUCGUACUUUGGCCAAGGACCCUUCAUACAAUAUACUGCAGGAAGAUGAUAUUGAUACAGCUGUUGGUGUACUGCACGUUGCUGUCCAGGGUGACCGAUCAAAGCCAGCCAUCCUCACAUACCAUGACUUAGGAUUGAAUCAUAUGACCUGUUUCCAAGGAUUCUUCAACUUUGCUGACAUGCAGCCUCUGCUGCGCCACUUCUGUGUUUACCAUGUGAAUGCCCCCGGCCAGCAAGAGGGAGCCAUACCUCUUACUCAUAGCGUGGAGGGUGAUAAAGGUCAAGGUGAGAAAAAAGACGAGAGAGAAGUGUUGUUAGCUGAGCAUUCCUCCACUGAGUCUCCCAAACGAAACAGUUUGCCGGCCACCUGGACAGAAAGCAUUUUGAGCAGGGCUGGCUACUCUUAUGGAAACACCAGUCCUCAACAACAGCAAAGCCCUGCCAAACCUGUAGUCAACGAAAAGAAGUCGCUGCCAAGGUUUUCAUUGCACAGCACACCCACGUCUCCUGUGGUUGACGGGACUGGCUACCCAACCAUGGAUCAACUUGGAGAAAUGAUCUUACCAGUUCUACAGUAUUAUGGAUUGAAAAGAGUAAUUGGAUUUGGUGUUGGUGCUGGGGCAAACAUUCUCUGUAGAUUUGCGCUCCAACACCCAGAGAAAUGUGAUGCAUUGUUUCUGGUGAAUUGUACUGCGACUGCUGCCGGUUGGACGGAAUGGGGGUACCAGAAGCUGAACUCCUGGUACCUCAAGAUGGGCGUGAUCACAGCUACGACGGAGGAAUAUCUCUUGUGGCAUUGGUUUGGGAAGGAAGCCAAAGAGCGCAACACAGAUCUUGUCCAUGUGUUCAAGGAUAACAUCAAGCAGAUUAACCCGCACAACAUGGCCAGUUUCAUCGAUGCAUAUGUUCAGCGAACAGACCUCGGAAUUAGCAGAGAGCUUGACCUAACUAAGAAGAAAGAUGCAAAAACACUAAAGUGCAAUGUGAUGUUAGUGGGUAGUGCUGGAUCUCCCCAUUUGGAUGAUGUUGUUGCAAUGAAUAGCAGACUUGAUCCUUCAAAUUCGAAUGUGUUGAACAUAUCCGACUGCAGUGGUAUGGUCUUGGAAGAACAACCAGCGAAAGUGGCGGAGGCAUUUAGGUUAUUCUUACAGGGCAUGGGUCAUGUUCCGUCACUUAGUCAAACAAAAAUUGUCGCAGAAAGGGAUGCCGCCAGGAGGAAUUCCACUCCGUUUGAUUCACCGGCUAGGAAGCCAGGAAUGGAAGCAACCGCGACCGUUUGCUAGACCUAGUGUGUACGGUAUCUGCAAUCCUGCCCAAAGUAUCAUCCUUUCUGUUGCUAUGAAUGAGAAGGGACCAUUCCAGGUGGACAGUCAUAAUGCAAAGCAGUUUCUGUAGUUUGUCUCCAGGGAGACUGAUGGAAAACAGGUUGAUUUGUUGGAAACUGUUGGGAAUUUGAGUCACAGCUGGAGAAAUUGAAAGAGUGAAAAUGAAAUCGAAUAUUUAGUCGUUCUACGAUUUUCUGUUGUUGAAAAUAGCUAGGGUCAGUCGUGAAGAUUUUACGGGGUGGACAUUAGAAAAUUUUCUUUCAGCUUUCGGUGAUUUCUGCUAACAUAACAUGCGUGCAAAAGUUUGGCAGUGUAUAGUAAUGCCAAGUUGUUGAAGUUACUGGUUUGAAGUUCCCAAUCCAGAACUUAACAACAUGUAUGUUCAUCAUAAUAUGUGACCAAUGCUUGUUUUUGUAGAUAUAAAUUGCAUGAUGUUAAAAGUUCAUUAUGUUGUAUAUAAAUUGUCAUAUAGUCAUUUUUCUAUUCAAAAACAAGUUCACUCGCUUGUCAGUAGCUUGUCAACUGUUCAUUACUUAAGUGAAGUGCAUGAGACCAUUUUAAACCCUUGAGAAGCAAAAGGUAAAUGACUUUGUAAAAAAAUAAUAUAGGUCUUAUUUGAAGAAAUUUUCGAUGAGCGGAAAGUGUCUUUUCUCCCAAAAUACCUAAACUAGGCCUACGUCAUUUGAUCCCUUUGCAGUUCCAUAAAAAUGACACGUGUCAUUGCCUUAUGAAGCGGCACCCGAGAAAACUUGCAGUUUUUGGCAGAGAUGCAAAGAUUGAUAUGGCAACCCAACUUGUAGAGUGUUUUCGUGUACACAUACCUAUGAAUAUUUUUACAUGCAUUGCGCUAUAUCAACUGUGGACAGACAAUGCUUGCAUGCAUCAUGACUGCCAUUGACUAUUGGAGUCGUCUGGUGUGAGAUAAACACACUAGACAUAGUGAGCCAUGGAUUAGCAUUUGUUAGCUUUUGAACGUCAUUUCUAUUAAUGUCAUUAUCAAAGUUGCAUGACUGAUUGGUUAGAAACAUUCCAUAUCUUAGAAUCUGGGCUUUAGAUAUAUCUGCUGUGGAGGUUUGUGCAGGUGGAAGGCUUGCCCUGUCUAUGUGGGGUUGAAAUAUAAGAACUAAUAUCCACAGCCGACUUUGUGUGAUGAUGGUGAAUAUAAUAUAUCUCUUAGUCUCCUUUUUGUGGAUGAACAUGAAUGUCUAUGCCAACUCUCUCUGUCUUUUUUUACAACAAGCACACCACCCUUGGUAACCAACCAUACGUCAUCCCCUCUUCCCCAAAAUACCCAAUCAGGACUUGGCUCUGACCAACAUAUAAUAUGGCGUGAUACGACCAGACGUACUCCUUUUUUAACCCCUGUGGCAAGUUGCCACAAACCAAAUUUAGUAAUACUCCCUUACUUAUUUAUAAACUGAAUGGUCAAAUAGGUCCACUACCUUACACAGGUACCGGUAUGCCAAAAGCAAGUCUGUGGAAUAUUCUUCAAUUAGUCCAUCUGAUUGGUGGAUAUCACUGAAGAUGUACCAAAUGUUGCUCUUCAAAAUAUCAAAGUAGACCAUCAGACUCAUCAGAAAAAUGAGGGUUGACUUGUGGUGCCCAGCAAUAACUGAAUGAAUAACUUGCCCUUUUUCUUUUGGUCUCAGUGGACAAAAUGGAGGUAUACUUUUGGGGUAAGGGAGACUAAUUUUUCUAAAAGAAAAUGACCCUAAGUAUCUGCCGACUGCAAUGAGGCCUCAUGAAUAAAAAAUCAAGAGCAGAUAUCUAAGUCCAGGUAUUGACAUAUCCUUUGUGCUAGCAUACAUGUAUUUCUAAUGAUACUCAUCGAAUCCUAAAUUGUCAUCACUGAUAGAUUGUAGAUUAUUUUGGUUGCAAUAUUAUUAAAAAUAUGUAUAAAUUGUAAGUGUAUGAAAAUAUAUUGUGCAUUGACUGAUGGUCAUAAUUGUUUGGUCGUUAGAUUUUUUUGCUAAUGAAAAAAAUCUUUGCUUUGUGUUCAUUGACUGCACAAUUAUUUGUGCUUUUAAAGAAAAUGUUGGCAGGAUGCAUAGCCGUGACUCAUGUAAAUGUCUGGAAUACUGAGAACAUUAGUUGUGAGGUCUAUAAGAUUGCAUUUAGAGCCAGUCAUUUGUGAAAUCUUCAGUUGCAGGGUUUUGUUCGAAGAUUACCGGUAAUAUGAGACCCUAUGUCUAGUGUAGGUGUUUUAGGUAUGCAGAUGUUUGUUUUUAUUGGAGAUGCGAGACAGUGUUGGAAUUCCAAAACGAAAUUGCACUCAGUAAUUGUAACACUCAGUAAGAUUAACACUGUAGCAAUCCACUUGUACCACACAUGAAUAUGAAAAAAAGUAUGUACAUGUAUCUUCUGUAUGUAUCCAACCUCAGUACUCCAGGAAAAUCCAAGGAAUAUGAUUGUCUGUUAGAGUACGCUUGUUUGGAGAUCAUUUGUAUAUAGGUGUAAUAAGUUACUUUUGUGAAAGACCAUUGAGUUUGCUUAAUUAAAAGACCAAAUUGAUGUUUA
Messenger RNA from Lineus longissimus, 4041 nucleotides. RefSeq names its product protein NDRG3-like. Gene Ontology annotation, biological process: signal transduction. Gene Ontology annotation, cellular component: cytoplasm. NCBI's taxonomy places the organism in Eukaryota, Metazoa, Nemertea, Pilidiophora, Heteronemertea, Lineidae. The transcript is spliced from 18 exons. The record is from RefSeq and is a predicted model, not a curated record. The coding region runs from base 142 to 1482 and encodes 446 amino acids.